GUGGUCCGGAAUACAACUGACACAUCUCCGUGGAAAUGCCAGGGAAAAGCUACUGCGCAUGCACCAACGUUUUUAUACACAUUAAAAUCCCCAGCCGUGUAAAUAUUUCCCAACAUCUUCCUGUGAGGCUCAUUACCUCGCAUCCGACAGGAGAUGUCCCUGCGUGUCCUACUCGCUGUCCUGUGUUGCCUCCCUCUUACUGUGGGUGACCGAGAAGAAGUCCAGAUGGUUUGUGCCGGGAAGGAAUUCCAUUUACCGGUUUACUCGACAUCAAGAACCGUCACUUUCACACCAAACCCUGCAGGACCAAGGCGCGUCCUCCUUGAGAAGACCUAUGUAAGAGACCCUCGAUUCAAAUGGACCAAAGAUAAGAUGUUGGUGCUGAAGGAUGUGACACAUGCGGACCAAGGACUUUAUUCCAUCAAACUGGGUUCUGGAUUCACCUACGAGACAGUUCGUCUGACUGUUUCAGAAUGCGUCAAGUCCAACUACAGAAAAUAUGGAGAAAACUUUGAGUACAACAUCCCCAACAAUGGCUCCGUCCUGGAGUUUGCUCCCCGAGGGACUCCGUCCGAGGCGAUGCCGAUAGUUCUGUGGAACCUCACCAACCAUGACACCAGUGUCGCGGGUCGGGGACGGCUGCUGCGAGACGGGAAGCUCUGGGUGGCUGAGAGAGUGACGCAGGCCGACCAGGGCAACUACACGGUGCGUGACGCCGAAGGCACGGUGGUGUCCCACAUCACCCUCAUCGUCGGCGGACACAUUUUCAACGUGACUCACAAUAGCAAAGGGUCUCUGGCCCUACCUCUCUUUCUCCCCGUGCCACAAGCGUACCUCAUGUUUACUGCCAUCCGACGCCCUGACGAAUCCUGGCUGGAUCCUUCAGACCCCCGUCGUGGUCCUUCGCAGCUGGUCCACGAGGGCCAAAUAACCAACCAAGACCCUCGGUUCAGGGGUCUCGUCUCGAUAGGCCGGAACGGCUCCACUAACGUGGUCGUCAUAGCGAGGUUAACCCCAAGUCACGAUGGGGUCUAUGAAAUCAGAGACAGGGACGGGAACCUGGUGUCGUCCACCUGGUUGCAGGUGACAGAAAAGGUGGACAAGUUGCGAGCCCUUUUCAAGUCCAUCACUGUCCCUUGCAGCUUGUUCCUGUCUCUGACGGGGAUAAUACUGUUCUUGAAGCGCUACCCUUGGCCCGCCUGCAACCCGUUCAACAUUCUCACGUGGUUCAGGAAAUACCGCACGCCGCAAGCACAGCCCCAGAUGGUCAACAUCCAGAAUUACAGUAAUCCAAGCCCCCAGGCUCCCGGCUACUACAAUCAUGUCCAGCAGCCUGGAACACCAAGGAAAUGGACCCCGGUUGGCAGUCCAGUUCAUACCGGUCAUACUGCUGUGAUGGGAGCGACAACGCCUCGACCCACUCCUGUUCGGGCAAAACCAGACAACCAGGCAGCGCAGGAUCUGGCUCCCGAAACAGCUAACGAGGACGAGGGGAACAUUUCCUUCCCGUUGUCCGGGGUGCCAGAUUGCCUCCGCACCUCUGAAGACUGCGUUCAAUUCCAAAUCAAGAAGAAACCGGUUCAAGAGAGAUGGAGCAAAACAAAUGAGUACUUUUCUCUGCUGCCACUGGAAACGGAUACGUCUGAAACCUGCAGUGUUUACACUUCCAAGAAGCUGAAUGUCUUGUAGUGCACGGAGGAGCAUGUGAAAAAAGUUAGGGAAAAGGCAAAGACUCACUUGUGCCUUUUUGCUAUCAAGCUUACACUGUAUUUUAAAGGCCUACUGAAAUGAGAUUUUCUUAUUUAAACGGGGAUAGCAGGUCCAGUCUAUGUGUCAUACUUGAUCAUUUUCAUAAUAUUUCCAUAUUUUUGCUGAAAGGAUUUAGUAGAGAAAAUCGAUAAUAAAGUUCGCAACUUUUGGUGCUGAUAAAAAAGCCUUGCCUGUACCAGAAGUAGCAGACGAUGAUGUCACAAGGGUCAGGGCUCCUCACGUCCUCACAUUGUUUAUAAUGGGAGCCUCUAGCGGCAAGAGCUAUUCGGACCAAGAAAACGACAAUUUCCCCAUUAAUUUGAGCGAGGAUGAAAGAUUCGUGGAUGAUGAUAUUGAUAGCGAAGGACAAAAAAAAAGCGAUUGCAUUGGGACGGAUUCAGAUGUUUUUAGACACAUUUACUAGGAUAAUUCUGGGAAAUCCCUUAUCUUUCUAUUGUGUUGCCGCUGUCUUGGAUCCGCUUUGAACUGAACUCUCGCGGCUGUGUUGGAGCCACUAAGGAUUGAACUUUCAUAGUAUCAUGUUAGACCCGCUCGACAUCCAUUGCUUUCGGUCCCCUAGAGGGGGGGGGUUGCCCACAUCUGAGGUCCUCUCCAAGGUUUCUCAUAGUCAGCAUUGUCACUGGCGUCCCACUGGAUGUGAAUUCUCCCUGCCCACUGGGUGUGAGUUUUCCUUGCCCUUUUGUGGGUUCUUCCGAGGAUGUUGUUGUCGUAAUGAUUUGUGCAGUCCUUUGAGACAUUUGUGAUUUGGGGCUAUAUAAAUAAACAUUGAUUGAUUGAGUGAUGUUGCUAAUGUUUUAGUGAGAUUAAAUAGUACCUGAUAGUCAGAGGGGUGUGUCCACGGGUGUCUUGACGCAAGUCUCUGAGGGAAGUCGACGGCAGCUGCAUGUAGAGCGCAAGCUCAGCUGAUCUCCGGUAAGAGGCGACUUUUUACCACAAUUUUCUCACUGAUACCUGACAAGUGGUCGGGAUCCAUGUUCGCUUGACCGCUCUGAUCCAGAGUAAAGUUUCACCUCUGGGAAUUUUAAACAAAACACCGUGUUUGUGUGGCUAAAGGUGAAAGCUUCCCACCUCCAUCUUUCUACUGUUUGUGUGGCUAAAGGCUAAAGCUUCCUACCUCCAUCUUUCUACUUUGACUUCUUUAUUAUUAAUUGAACAAAUUGCAAAAGAUUCAGCAACACAGAUGUCCAGAGUACUGUUUAGUUGCACGAUGAAAAGAGACGACUUUUAGCCGCAAAUGGUGCUGCGGUCCCUGCAACCCAGGACGUCACGCGCACGCGUCAUCAUUCCGCGACGUUUUCAACAACAAACUUCGCCGGAAAUUUUAAAUCUUAAUUUAGUAAAAUAAACCGGCCGUAUUGGCAUGUGUUGCAAUGUUAAUAUUUCAUCAUUGAUAUAUAAACUAUCAGACUGCGUGGUGGGUAGUAGUGGCUUUCAGUAGGCCUUUAAAUAAAUUAGUAUCCACAGUGCAUGCCAUUAUUCCGAGUGUAAUGGUAUUUUCCUGCAGCAUGAUAAGAGUAUUAACCUUUCCUGCUUCAUACUUGUCGUUUAUUUACUCAGAUGGGGCUUCAAAAGUCUCCCAUCCUCUAAUGUUACCUACCUCCAGACCCUCAGGACCACCCAGAUCUGCACAGUAUAUAUAUUUGCUGAACCUUUGAAAGUGUUUUCUCCAAGAUCAUUGUGGGGCUUCAUAGAAAUUAGACCCUGUGAUGUAAGUGUUUGCAAAAGAGAAUAGUCACUAACUGUGAAUAUUUACAAUGUUAAAUGUGUUGUAGUAUAGUUAUCUUACUAUAAUAUAACCCCGUUGGUACUGUAAUCUACAGUAUAACACGCCACAUGGAACAUUGUAAUGUAUUGUAUUGUAUCACCAAAUCUUUCCAUUUGAUGACAAUGACACAUUUUAUUUUUGUACCAUAUGUAUAUUGUUGAUUUUAAAAUAAAAAUAUAUCUCAACAGAUGCAGAUCUCACAUU
Messenger RNA from Nerophis ophidion (straightnose pipefish), 3739 nucleotides. RefSeq lists its product as uncharacterized. The record is from RefSeq and is a predicted model, not a curated record. Lineage: Eukaryota; Metazoa; Chordata; Actinopteri; Syngnathiformes; Syngnathidae. The coding region runs from base 154 to 1689 and encodes 511 amino acids. The transcript is spliced from 10 exons.